Messenger RNA from Cladophialophora immunda, 2046 nucleotides. RefSeq lists its product as uncharacterized. NCBI's taxonomy places the organism in Eukaryota, Fungi, Ascomycota, Eurotiomycetes, Chaetothyriales, Herpotrichiellaceae. The coding region runs from base 283 to 1806 and encodes 507 amino acids. Gene Ontology annotation, molecular function: acid phosphatase activity. The transcript has 2 exons. The record is from RefSeq and is a predicted model, not a curated record.
CUUUCCUUUUCCUUUCCCUUCUCCUUCGCUCGACCGUUCUAUGGCCCUUCUGUUAUUCCUUCUGCUACAUUGACUUUCUGUCCCUAAAUAGUUGCGACUAGCACCGAGCAUGUUCCGUCCUUCUCUGCGCGUCGUUCGCACACGUGGACCCUAACUGUGAUGCAAGAUCGAUUCUUCAUCCGCACCACCCUCUCCAUCGUCACUCAUCGGGAUUAUUCAGGUCAAUAAGCACCGAAAGAGCUAUGAGGCAGCGAGAUCCCCUAGGCAGGAUCUGGCAGCUCCAUGGAAGAUCUCCCUCGCAUCGGCUCUGAGAAGGAGGUAUAUGACCUCUCCGUCCUCCGCCACAAUGGCUUUCGUCGACGACACUCAUCUCGAAGGAUUCUUCGAGGACCCAUCUUCGCCAUGAUGAUCCUGGCACCGCUGGCCACCGUUGUUGUAUUGCUAGGCUGGAGCGGGGUGCAAGUCGGAAGCUCGUCGGCUCCGGUGUCAGAUUCAUGCGACACUGUCGCGGCGGGUUUUCAAUGUCAACCGGCGAUUUCUCACUAUUGGGGCCAGUACUCACCCUACUUCACUGUGCCUUCCGAUAUCUCGGCAGGAAUCCCCAAUGACUGCGAAGUCACGUUCGUUCAGAUCUUGUCCCGCCAUGGGGCCCGAGAUCCAACCGCGUCAAAGACCAAGACAUACAACGACACCAUCAGACAGGUGCAGGCCAACGUGAAAAACUUCACAGGACCAUACGCCUUUAUCGCCAACUAUUCCUAUACCCUCGGCGCGGACCAAUUGACGACUUUCGGCCAGGAGCAGAUGGUCAACUCGGGCACUAAGUUCUAUGAUCGGUAUCGUGCACUUGCAAAAUCCCUCGAACCCUUCGUCCGUUCAUCGAGCGAGAAUCGAGUGGUGGAGUCGGCUCUUAAUUGGACACAGGGCUUCCAUGCGGCGAGACUAGCCGAUGAGUCUGCGGAUGUCGACUCAGGCUAUCCAUAUCCUGUGAUCCUGCAGUAUGAAGGUGAUGGUUUCAACAACACGCUGAACCAUGCCCUCUGCACCGAAUUCGAGAACGGCACAGCUAGCAAGGUUGCUGACGACGCUCAAAAGGCCUGGGCCAAGAUCUUCGUUCCUUCAAUCCAGGCUCGGCUCAACGCUGGCAUGCCCGGCGCCAAUCUCAGCAUCGACCAAACAGUGGACAUUAUGGACCUGUGCCCCUUCAACACCGUUGCCAACGAUGACGGCACCAUUUCACCAUUCUGUGCCCUCUUCACCGAAAGCGAAUGGCACAGUUACGGCUACUAUCAGACAUUGGGCAAAUACUACGGAUAUUCUUACGGCAAUCCCUUGGGCCCGACACAGGGGGUGGGAUUCGUCAACGAGCUCAUUGCACGGCUGACAAACACCUCUGUCGAAGACCACACGUCUACAAACCAUACCCUGGACGACAAUCCAGCCACGUUCCCUCCGGGCCGGAAGCUUUAUGCGGAUUUCAGCCACGAUAACGAUAUGACAGCCAUCUUUUCGGCUCUAGGGCUGUAUAAUGACACGUUACUAUUGCCCAACAGGACGGUCGUGGAGGCCAGUGCGGCAGAAGGUUACAGCGCAGCAUGGACCGUUCCGUUUGCUGCCAGGGCGUACAUCGAGAAAAUGCAGUGCCAGGGAAACACGGACGAGCUGGUUCGUGUGAUUGUGAACGAUCGUGUGCAGCCCCUCUCUGCUUGCGGGGGUGACGCCCUUGGUCGCUGCUCGCUGGGCAAAUUUCUGACCAGUCUGGGAUUCGCAAAGAUGGGAGGAUCCUGGGAGCAAUGCUUUGUCUGAUGCAUGUACGGGCCUUAGAGCAUGUAUUAGACACAUCUCCCCCUAGAUGUCAGCAUAUGUAUGAUCUUCUGGAGAACUCGACCCAUAGUGAUCUCGCGCCCCUUGUCGGCUCGAAGAGAUUGAUGUUAUCGUUAUCUUGGGUUUCCACAAGGCCCCAGGCGAUGUGUGUUUCUGGCGCAAGUCAAGAAAUCAUCCGGACAGCGAAGCUCGGGGCGGCCCGAGACGUGCUCGUGGCGUUGG